Molecule: messenger RNA, 4326 nt
Organism: Chenopodium quinoa (quinoa)
Lineage: Eukaryota; Viridiplantae; Streptophyta; Magnoliopsida; Caryophyllales; Amaranthaceae
Product: protease Do-like 7
Exons: 24
Coding region: 418-3768 (1116 amino acids)
Biological process (GO): proteolysis
Molecular function (GO): serine-type endopeptidase activity; protein binding
Source: RefSeq, a predicted model, not a curated record
AUCAACCUAAGUAAUAGAUGUUUCUGAUCGUACACCAAUCUAAUCCAAUCCAAUCACAUCAACACUUUUCUUUUCUCUCUUCAAAAGUGCUCAAUUAGUCUUCCAAUUAGUUUUAUAAAAUAAAAAACCCAAAAAAACAUCGCCGGAAUACUCGCCGUGAAACCAAAGACUUCGGUCAACUUUCCGUUGAAUCCAGUUUACUUCAAACUAUAAAUACACAAGUACUUCUCUCUAAACUAAAUCAUCUUCCCAGAAAAACACAACAAAAAUAUCAUUUCUUCAACUCAGUCAGACUUUCUCACUUUCCAUCAUCUUCAUUUUCUCUCUCCUCUAAAACCCUAAUUCCCAAAUUCCUCCCAAAUCAUCUUCUGAUUUCUCGGUUAAUCAAUCAAUUGAUUGAUCAAAUUCGUCGGAAAAAUGGGAGAUCAACUGGAAAGAUUAGGAUCAGAGGGAGUUUCAGCUGGUUUAGAAUCGACAAUUAAAAGUGAACUUUGCAUGGAAAUUGAUCCUCCGAUUAGUGAAAAUACUGCAACUGCUGAAGAUUGGAGGAAAGCACUCAACAACGUUGUACCUGCUGUUGUUGUUCUUCGUACUACUGCUUGUCGCGCUUUCGACACUGAAUCUGCUAGUGCUGGUUAUGCUACUGGUUUCGUCGUCGAUAAACGUCGCGGAAUUAUUCUUACUAAUCGUCAUGUUGUCAAACCAGGGCCAGUGGUGGCGGAAGCAACUUUUUUGAAUCGAGAAGAGAUUCCUGUUUUUCCAGUAUAUAGAGAUCCGGUGCAUGAUUUUGGAUUUUUUAGGUAUGAUCCACAACAGAUCCGUUUUUUGAGCUACGAAGAGAUACCUCUUGCCCCCGAGGCUGCUUCUGUUGGGCUUGAAAUCAGGGUUGUCGGUAAUGAUAGUGGAGAGAAGGUGUCUAUUUUGGCUGGUACUCUUGCACGUCUUGAUAGAGAUGCUCCUCACUACAAAAAGGAUGGCUACAAUGACUUUAACACAUUUUACAUGCAAGCGGCUUCAGGUACUAAGGGUGGUUCUAGUGGUUCCCCUGUUAUAGAUUGGCAAGGAAGGGCCGUUGCAUUGAAUGCUGGGAGCAAGUCAUCAAGUGCAUCAGCAUUUUUCUUGCCCUUGGAACGAGUUGUUAGAGCUCUAGGAUACCUUCAGAAUGGCAGAGACAUGUCUGCAGAUAAAUGGCCUGCUGUUACCAUUCCCCGUGGUACGCUUCAGAUGACAUUUGUUCACAAAGGUUUUGACGAAACAUUUCGACUUGGUCUUCAAAGGGAUACAGAACUGAUGGUGCGGAAUGCAUCUCCCUCUGGGGAAACUGGAAUGCUAGUUGUUGAUUCAGUGGUUCCAGGUGGACCAGCUUAUAAGCAUUUGGAAACUGGUGAUGUUCUUGUUCGUAUUAAUGGUGAAGUUAUGACUCAGUUCCUCAGACUGGAGACUUUGUUAGAUGAUAGUGUAAGCCAGAAUAUCAAAUUGGAGAUAGAAAGAGGCGGGACUCCAAUGACAGUAGACUUGAUGGUUCAAGAUUUGCACUCUAUUACCCCAGACAACUUUCUUGAAGUCAGUGGUGGUGUGAUUCAUUCUCUGUCCUACCAGCAGGCUCGAAAUUUCCGGUUCACCUGUGGUCUUGUUUAUGUUGCAGAGCCUGGAUACAUGUUGUUUAGAGCUGGCGUACCUCGCCAUGCCAUCAUAAAAAAGUUUGCUGGGCAGGAGAUAUCUUGUCUUGAGGAACUGAUAUCAGUCCUUUCUAAGUUAUCUAGGGGUAUGCGUGUUCCACUGGAAUAUAUAACAUAUGUCGAUCGGCAUCGAAGGAAGUCUGUCUUGGUUACUGUUGACCGGCAUGAAUGGUAUGCCUUUCCUCGAAGAUAUAUACGUGAUGAUAGUACUGGUUUAUGGAUAGUGAAGCCUGCCCUACCGUCAGAGUCUCCACUGCUAUCAUCUGGUAUCAAUCAAGUCAAUGGUGGCGCUAGCAAUGAAGCAGUGACAUCAGAUAUCAGAGGGGUUUGUGUAAUGGACUAUACACAUCAAGAUAAUCACCAAAAGCUGGCUGACGGUACUGCUAUCAUGGAGACUAAUAGCGAUCAUACCUCUGAAGAUGCUAACUCUCGGGAUGAAUCUGAUGCUGGAAGCAAGAAGCGAAAGGUGGAAGAAUGCUCAUCUGCUGAUGGUAUUGCUAAUACUGAUAAUUUGUUGUGUGAACCUAGAGAAGAAAACUUGGGGGACUCGGGAAUUUCUGAAAAUUCUAUCCUAAGGGAUCACCAAGGUGCAACAGCGGCUGUAUCCAAUGCUUCGGUUGCUGAACGUGUUAUAGAGCCAACCCUUGUUAUGUUUGAGGUUCAUGUGCCACCAUCAUGUAUGCUUGAUGGUGUACAUUCCCAACAUUUCUUUGGGACUGGCGUUAUUAUCCAUCAUUCACAGAACAUGGGAUUGGUUGUGGUUGACAAGAACACGAUUGCAAUAUCUGCAUCUGAUAUCAUGCUAUCAUUUGCCGCAUUUCCUAUUGAAAUUCCGGGGGAGGUAGUUUUUCUACACCCUGUACACAAUUAUGCUCUUGUUGCAUAUGAUCCUUCUGCUCUUGGUGCUGCUGGUGCAGCAGUAGUUCGUGCUGCUGAGCUACUUCCAGAACCUGCAUUACGACGAGGUGAUUCUGUAUACCUUGUUGGGUUGAGCAGAAGUCUUCAGGCUACCUCACGUAAAUCCAUUGUCACCAAUCCAUGUGCUGCAUUAAAUAUCGGAUCAGCAGACUGUCCACGUUAUCGAGCCAUGAAUAUGGAGGUUGUUGAGCUUGACACAGAUUUUGGCAGUACAUUCUCUGGUGUCUUGACUGAUGAACAGGGUAGGGUUCAAGCAAUAUGGGGGAGCUUUUCAACUCAGUUGAAAUAUGGAGGCAGCUCAUCAGAAGAUCAUCAAUUUGUCAGAGGUAUACCAAUUUAUACCAUCAGUCAAGUCCUUGACAAAAUUUUGUCUGGUGCAAAUGGUCCACCUCUUCUUAUUAAUGGCAUUAAAAGGCCCAUGGCACUUGUCAGAAUACUGGAGGUGGAACUCUACCCUACCUUACUAUCAAAGGCAAGAAGUUUUGGCCUGAGCGAUAAUUGGAUCCAAGCUCUUGUUAAGAAAGACCCUUUGAGGCGCCAAGUGUUGCGUGUCAAAGGUUGUUUGGCUGGAUCAAGAGCUGAGAAUAUUUUGGAACAAGGUGACAUGGUUUUGGCAAUCAAUAAAGAGCCUGUGACUUGCUUUCGUGACAUAGAAAAUGCUUGCCAAGAUUUAGACAAGUAUGAUAAGAGUAAUGAGACGCUCCAGCUGACCAUCUUUCGCCAGGGGCGUGAAUUGGAAGUAGUAGUAGGAACUGAUAUUAGAGAUGGUAUCGGUACAGUUCGUGUUGUAAACUGGUGUGGGUGCAUAGUUCAGGAUCCUCAUCCAGCAGUACGGGCCCUUGGGUUUCUUCCUGAAGAAGGCCAUGGUGUUUUUGUAGCAAGGUGGUGUCAUGGAAGUCCAGCGCAUAGAUAUGGUUUGUAUGCUCUUCAAUGGAUAGUGGAAGUGAAUGGAAAACCUACCCCUGAUCUGGAUGCUUUUGUUAGUGUGACGAAGGAACUAGUGCAUGGAGAUUAUGCGCGUGUGAAGACAGUCCAUUUGAAUGGGAAGCCCCGGGUGUUAACAUUGAAGCAAGAUUUGCAUUACUGGCCAACUUGGGAGCUAAGGUUUGAUUCAAACACCGCACUGUGGUAUAGAAAUACAAUCAAGGCAUUGGAUACCGCUGUGGCAUGAGUGGUUCCAUCUUCUGGCAAGUUCCUUCGGUAAGUGACUUCCAAAAUUUGUGAAAAUUACCUGGCCCUUUGAUGGUACAUACCUCAUUGAACAUUGUUUUCGGAGCUGCUUCAAUAUGGUCGCUCUGCAGUGAAGAGUUCUGAGAUUGGUCAUGCAGUUUGGAUUCUAUUAUGGAUGAGGGGCUGUUUUUAAUUUUUAUUUUUUAAAGAGGGAUAAGGGGAGCUUUUUAAGAUUAUUCAUGAUCUUGCAUGUUUUGAAAGCUGGUUGAUUCAUGUAGAAGGGAUAGGAAUUUCCUAGAUGUCAUACUUUUUUAUGUGAGGGGGCCUAUGUCAAUAUCAUGGUUUUUCGUCGAAGGGGAUGUAGCUAAGUAUAUGUAGGGAUCGCUACUGGUAUGUACUUGUGCUGAAAGAACUCUAUUGAAAUUUGAAACUCACCCUGAAAGACUUCUUUGGUUAUGUUAGUGUCGUCUUCUCUCUUUUGCUUCAUACUUGUAUUAUACUCUGUACUGUACAGUAUGUUUCUUAAUCAAUUUUGCUGUAAUUUCCUCUUUUGCUUUUA